Molecule: messenger RNA, 177 nt
Organism: Acaulospora colombiana
Lineage: Eukaryota; Fungi; Glomeromycota; Glomeromycetes; Diversisporales; Acaulosporaceae
Source: the annotation of a GenBank genome assembly
AUGAGAUGCCGGAACCGAAAGCAAAUAAUAUAUCAACACAUACGUUUCCCAAACCUGUGUUUCACGGCCAAAGAAGUUUGCGCGUACGUAAGCGACAACUCGGCACUCACCUGGUCCACCGCCUUUUUGAGUGUGCUCGAAUUAGACGGCGAUUACACGUUGCAUGAGGCGGAAUGA